AUGGGCGCUGAACGAAUCCGCUGUCUUGUCGAUGGCGUGCCUUUUCCCUGCCAAAGCUCGUUCCAAGUACGAGACGCGACCGACAAGGUCUCUGUUCUCCACGAGGUCGAUUCGCUGUCUGCCGAGCAUGUCGGCGAUGUUGUCAAGUCGAGUCAACGCGCGUUCGAAAAGUGGAGAGCGACCGAUGUGACGGAAAGACGGUCGGUGCUUCUUAAGGUCUUGAAUCAGUACCGAGACCAGAUGGACGCGCUAGUGGAGCUUGAAUGCCGAGAGACGACAACGAGCGUCGGCUUUGCCAACUUCGACGUCAAGGUUCUCGCCCUGCAGUGCUUGGAGGAGACUAUCUGCUGCAUGUCUGCCGCCCUUCGAGGGGAACUGGCCCCCUCGACAGCGAGUGGCAAGCGUCUUACCGUCAAAAGGGAACCGUACGGGAUCGUAUUUUCGAUAGUGCCGUGGAACGCGCCUGUCUGUCUGGCAAUGAGGGGAAUCAUUACUCCUUUGGCGGCAGGAAACGCGGUCAUUCUGAAGACCUCUGAGUACAGUCCAGCCCUCCAAGCGGCGGUGGUUUCGAUCUUCCAUCAAGCAGGGCUGCCCCCAAGCCUAGUCAAUGUGGUCCAUGUGGCUCGUGGGGCCAUGCCUGAAGUGACGAGGACGUUUGUGGAGCACAAACUCGUCCGCAAGGUCAAUUUUACAGGCUCUACUCACGUCGGCCGUAUAGUUUCUCAGCUCUGCGCCAGCAAUGACACCCCGGUCGUGCUAGAACUCGGCGGAAAAGGAUGCGUAGUGGUGCUCAAAGACGCAGAUUUAGCAUUGGCGGCCAACAAUAUUGUCUUUGGCGCCCUGCUGAACCAAGGUCAAAUCUGCAUGGCCACGACUAAUGUCCUAGUCCAUGUCGAAGUGCGAAAAGAACUCGAAGAUCGUAUCCGAGAGAUUGUCGGCAAUCACAGAUUGCUCUUUCGAGCGGACAAUUCUUCAAACUACGAUCUUGGUCAACGAGCGGCAGAGACCGCUCCGAGUCAACAUCGAUUGAGAGGCGUCGUGAGCUCGGAAGCAGCUCGAACAGCAAAGGAGAGUUAUGAAGAAGCGCUUAGCCACCAUGGAGCCUUCGCCUUCGCCGGUGAGGCCGCAUUCGACGUGGAGAACUCGCUAGUCCAGCCCGUCUUUCUUCAUUGCACGGGCGGAGAAGAUCUGUUCAAGAAGGAGCUCUUUGCUCCUAUCGUCGGCACUUUCGCCUUUCGAACUGUCUCGGAAGCUGUUCAGCUCGCAAAUGACUGUGUCAGCGGCCUCUCUACUAGUAUUUUUGGUCAAGAUGAGACGCAAGCCUAUCUUAUGGCAUCGCAAAUUGACAGCGGCGCCGUCCACAUCAACGGAUGUACGGUCCAUGAUGAUCAGAGUGUCCCACACGGUGGCGUCAGGAGCUCCGGAAACGGGCGCUUCAGUGGCUUGCAUGGCAUUCAGGAAUUCACCUACCUCAAGACCAUCACAUACAAUCCCCCUCACUAUUACGAUUUCGAGCUCAUGUGA
Molecule: messenger RNA, 1524 nt
Organism: Acaromyces ingoldii
Lineage: Eukaryota; Fungi; Basidiomycota; Exobasidiomycetes; Exobasidiales; Cryptobasidiaceae
Product: aldehyde dehydrogenase
Exons: 2
Coding region: 1-1524 (507 amino acids)
Molecular function (GO): succinate-semialdehyde dehydrogenase (NAD+) activity
Source: RefSeq, a predicted model, not a curated record